This is a messenger RNA of Pestalotiopsis fici W106-1, 627 nucleotides long. RefSeq lists its product as uncharacterized. Lineage: Eukaryota; Fungi; Ascomycota; Sordariomycetes; Amphisphaeriales; Sporocadaceae. The record is from RefSeq and is a predicted model, not a curated record. Bases 1 to 627 code for a protein of 208 amino acids. The transcript is spliced from 2 exons.
AUGGCAACACUCCAAGCACUCCCAGAAAACUAUGCAGCCGGCCUAAGACUGAUAGACGAGGCCCAUGCCACAGACCCCCGGACCACGGCCGGCCAGGGCGGCAGCGACCCCAUGGCGUAUGAGCUGCACUAUGCGCAAAAGAUGACCAAAUGGUUGGCGGCACGGUGUCCAGACGCAUCGCCGACACUACAGCUAGCCUGCCGAGCUCAGCACUUCAAGAGAUGGGAGAUACCCAGGAGCUCGUAUCCCAUGACUCGCCCGGGCUACCUCACUUGGCGGACCAAGCAAAAAGCGCAGGCCGCACAGCAGGUCGCCGAGCUGCUCCAGUCCCCCUCCAUCACGCCGGCGCUGGCUACGGAGGAUGUGGAGAGGGUGGCGGCGCUUAUUCGCAAGGAGAAUCUCAAGAAUGACGAGGAGACGCAGGUCUUGGAGGACACGGCGUGUCUGGUAUUUCUCGACGACCAGUUUGAUGACUUUGAAAAGAGGGACGAGAUUGACGAGGAGAAGAUGAUUGGGAUUCUGAGAAAGACUUGGGGCAAGAUGAGUCCCAAGGGCCAGGAACUCGCGCUGGGGAUGCAAUUGAGCGACAGGGCAAAGAGCUUGAUUGGAAAGGCAUUGGCAGGUUGA